This is a messenger RNA of Lutzomyia longipalpis, 2431 nucleotides long. RefSeq names its product kinesin-like protein KIF12 (gene Klp54D). The record is from RefSeq and is a predicted model, not a curated record. Lineage: Eukaryota; Metazoa; Arthropoda; Insecta; Diptera; Psychodidae. The transcript is spliced from 5 exons. Bases 527 to 2170 code for a protein of 547 amino acids. Gene Ontology annotation, molecular function: ATP binding; microtubule motor activity; microtubule binding. Gene Ontology annotation, biological process: microtubule-based movement.
UGUGAAUUGCGAGGGAAUUUCACACAAGAGAGGACCCCUGUACUCCUCUACAAAACAACAACACCCUCGCUGAUAUUUUGUGUGUUUUGCAAAGUGCAUAGAGUGUCCAAAUUGACCAUCAUGUGGGGUGUGGUGUGUAGGUGGAAAGAAGAAAAAUGAUGGUACAUCAAUUAAAUUGACCUCACUUGCAUAAUAAAUAUUUGAUUCUUCAGCGACGGAUUGAAUUAAUUUCCAUAAUAGUCAAUUAUUAUAAUUUUUUUCUUCUUUUUUGUUCCUAUUAGAAAGAUAAAAGUGCGUGUGGGUUUUUUGUGCGCGAUAAAUCAAUAAAUCUACGAGGGAGGAUCUCUUUUUUUUUCAUUGCUUCUUCUCCUUUGAAUGCGAGACAUAAUUCAAACAAUUCAAAAGAUUUUCCUCAUUAAAAUUUUACAAAGGAAUUCCUCGAGCCAUCCCUGCGUGACCUUUGGAGUUUUUUUUCUUCUAAAUUCUUUUCCAAUAAGCUAUCACACCUCCCACGAUCUAGAGAAAAAUGGAAUUUUCAAAUAAUAAAUCACGCGGGAAUCCCUCACCAAUCUCCGAAGAUAAUUUCAAUGUUGUCGUACGUGUGCGACCAUUGUUGGCAAAGGAAGUUCAAUCGAAUGAUUCAAUGGUCAUACAAUUCCCGGGAAAUGGGCAAAUCUACUGUGAUUGCUCAAGUGGUGGAAGCAGUGCUGGGAGUACGGGUAGUAGUGCACAGAGACCCAAACUUUUCUCCUACAAUGUCGUCUUCGAAACAGGUGCCACACAGGAGGAUAUACUUCAAUAUUCGGGAAUUCAGCGACUGAUUGCAAUGGCCGUGGAGGGAUUCAGCUGUACUGCCUUCUGCUACGGUCAAACAACAUCAGGGAAGACACACACCCUCACUGGUCCCCCUGAUCUCUUCCUACGUCGCCCAGAUCCCACAGAUGAACGCCAUGGGCUGAUUUUUCGCUCCUUUGUCUAUCUCUUUCAGCUGUUGCGCGAAAAGAAAGACACGAAUUUUGUGCUGAAAGCUUCGUUUUUGGAGAUUUACAAUGAAAAGGUGAUUGAUCUCCUCAAUCCCGGUACAGCACGGAAGCCCCUUGCUGUGAGAUGGAGUAAGAAAUCUCGAGGAUUUUUCGUUGAGAAUUUAUUUACUGUCGACUGUGAGCAAUUGGAUGAUUUGUUGGCUGUUCUCGAGGAAGGGAUGCGCAAUAGAUCCGUGGGAUCGCACAGUAUGAAUGAGCAUUCAUCGCGUAGUCAUACAAUCCUUACAGUUUACAUUACGUCCGAGCAACAAGCUGAACGUGGGGUCUUCCUGUCGAAGCAGGGAAAAUUGAAUUUUGUCGAUUUGGCCGGCAGUGAGAUGACCAAGAAGACCAAUAGUGAAGGGAAGACCCUCGAGGAAGCUAAUAACAUCAAUAAGAGUCUCAUGGUAUUGGGCUAUUGCAUCUCAUCGUUGAGUGAUGCAAAGAAGAAGCACGGGCACAUCCCGUACAGAGAUAGUAAACUAACAAAACUCCUAGCUGAUAGUUUAGCUGGCAAUGGGGUUGCCCUCAUGAUUGCCUGCAUCUCACCAGCACGUUCCAAUUUAUCCGAAACCUUGAGUACCCUCAGGUACGCAGCCAGGGCUAAGAAAAUCCGAACUAAACCCCUUAUUGUGAUGGACCCGCGGGAGGCAAUGAUUCUCAGUUUAAAACGUGAAAUUGAUACGCUACAGCAGGAAAAUGAACACCUCCGGACAGCUCUCUACGUGGAGACGGAAAAGAAGUUCGAUUCGAAGAGUGGAAGCAGUUCAGCAUCAGCUAAUUCAACUUCCGUUUCAGCACCCAUAAUGAAUCUCGAUGAGAAGCAGGUGACGGAACUCGAUGGGGCACAACUUGUGGAAUUAGUGAAGCUCUAUAUGCUUGAGAAUCAAUCACUACGCACGGAAAAUUCCGAGCUCUACACCGUGAGGGAUAUGGUGCUACGUGAUCAGGAGAUUGUCUGCCGUGAAAAUGAGAGAUUGUUGAAAAAGCUUGAAGAUGUUAAUUCAGUAUGCUGCAGAUCACCAAUAAUUCCCGCCCGGCCGACAUUCUCCGCGGAAAUACUCAACAUGUCCACGGGGAGUGAACCAGAACAGCCCAAUAUAUGGAUUGCGCCAUCAGCAAACAACCAAAACCCCUCAACAUACUGAUUCAAGUGCUUUUUUCUUGCAAAUCAUCAUGUUGGUUAAUGACUAAUGUAUCAUUCACGCAAUCCGCGCAACACGGAAUUGGCCCCUGGUCAUUCCUGGACAGUCAUGUGGACAAGGACAAAGUGAUAUAGCCUGGCGUGAAGCUCUUCAGCGUCAAAAUUUGUAUAUACAACAAUGAUUAUAUAUUUUAGGGAAAAUUUACACGUAGAGGAAAAAUUUUAUUGAAUAAAUGGUUUCCAUGGGAAUACCUUUAUGCCCAAA